AUGGAUAACAGUCAAGAAAUAAAGUUUCCAUCGGGUUUGGAACUGGAAUCAGAUUUGGUAAAGCCCACCAUGCCAACUAAUGAACUUACACCGAACGAACAAGAUCAGGCCAUCUGUGGGGAUGUGGAAACAACUAGUGAGAAAGUAACUGCGAUUCAAACAAUCCAGGGAUCCGUACAAAUUGGUGAUUCUUCCUCCAAAGAGACUUUGAGUGCAGAACCAGUUGAUACCGCACAGGAAUCAGAUGCAAAUUCUGGCAAUGAAGUUGAAAGUAUCGCUAACGAGAAUACACCUGGACAUGAUCAUAUGAAACGUGGACAGGACAACGUGAAUGAAAAUACGAAUGAUUUAACACCUAUCACUAAUGCAGAAGAUAAUUCGUCCCAAGAUAAGGGAAACGAUGAAGUCUCGGAAGAAGCACACGCAGGUAAAGUGAAAGAUUUUCUUGAGGGUCAGACACAAGAGACGGUAGAGAAGUUUUCGGAUGAUGAAAUCAGCUUGGAUGAUAGCAGUUCUGAUUCAGAUUCUGAUAGUGUCUCUAGUCUGUCUGAUUCUAGUCUGUCUGACUCCAGUCUGUCUGAUUCCAGUGAUUCAUCCGACGAUGAAGAGACGAACAAUAAUGAAGAGAUCAUUGACGAACUUGAGGAGGAAGAGGAAGGAAGCAGUGGUCCAAUCUUGUCUAAAAAUGAAGUUAGCGAUGAAGCUGCACCAACUUUGCCUUCUGACUAUAAAGUGGCUGAGAAUGCACCUCUAGAACUUGUUGGAACUAUUACAUCCCUAGUUGAGAAGAAUAUCAUCAUCAAAGCUAAUAUUUCUGGCGAGUUUAGGGUCCUCAAAGAGAAUAGUGUAUUGUGUUUGGAAGACAGACAGGUCAUUGGUCCCUUAUUCGAGACUUUUGGUCGGUUGCAAGCACCUAAUUAUAGAAUCAAGUUCAAUACUGAUGAAGAGUUUGAAAAGUUCAAGGACAAAAAAGGUGCCAAAGUGUUUUAUGUGGUUCCAGACUCCCAAUUUUUGUAUACGGAUGCAAUCAAGAAAGCAAAAGGGACGGAUGCCUCAAACUGCCAUGAUGAAGAACUUCCUGAAGAAGAACAAGAGUUCUCGGAUGAUGAGCAAGAAUUAGCGGCUAAACAAGAGAAAAAGAAGAAGAAGAAGCAAAAACAAAGGAAAAAUGACCAAGGAACUGGCGAACCUGCGAAGAAGAAACAUCAAACGAAUAGUGACCAAAAAUUUGUUUCUUAUGGAUUUGCGUCAAAUCUGACGCCAGCGACACUCCCAUCAACGCCCCAGUAUGGUGCACAGUACCACCAUCAUGGUACUUCUCCUCAUGUAAAGCCAUACGUUCAGUCUACAGAAAACGUUCUGAACCCAUAUGGUGUUCCAAUAAACCAAGUACAACCCAAUCCAUACGGUCAACCAUACCCAUAUCAGCAAGCACAAAACCAGUUCUAUCCACAACCGGGAUAUUCAAAUGCACCUCAGUAUCAAAAUAUGCCCUAUCAAAAUGCUAUGCAAUUUCAGCAGCAGCCUCAAUAUCAACAGCAUCAACAGGCUCUGCUGCAAUUGCAUGCCCAAUUUCAACCGCAGACCUCGUUUCAACAACAGCAACAAAUGCAAUUACAGCAUGCCCAGCUAACUCCCCUGUCGCUUCAGACACAGCAUGCAUCCCAGCCGUAUUACGCUCAGUACCAACAACAAGGUACCAACCAAAGCAAUUAUUCCCAGGCGCAAUGGGCCCAGGCAACUUCAGAACCCAGUGCAUUACAUCAAUUGCAACAAUUAGUUGCUAACCGUCUCACACAAAAUCAGCAUCAACAGGGCCAGGAGCCUCCUGGUAAUUAG
Clavispora lusitaniae ATCC 42720 is the source of this 1839-nucleotide messenger RNA. RefSeq names its product RNA-binding snoRNP assembly protein. Gene Ontology annotation, biological process: box H/ACA snoRNP assembly; ribosome biogenesis; pseudouridine synthesis. Gene Ontology annotation, molecular function: RNA binding. Gene Ontology annotation, cellular component: sno(s)RNA-containing ribonucleoprotein complex. The record is from RefSeq and is a predicted model, not a curated record. Lineage: Eukaryota; Fungi; Ascomycota; Pichiomycetes; Serinales; Metschnikowiaceae.